AUGACGGUCUCUAGAAGAAAUAGCAGCUUUCGGGCGGCUGCAGUUUGGUUACUAGCCACUGUAUCUUAUGCUGGCCCAACGGUCAGGGUCACCAAUGGAACAUAUGAAGGCCUUCAUUUGCCGCAAUUCGGUCAAGACAUAUUCCUUGGGAUUCCGUACGCCCAGGACACUGGAAGAGAGAAUCGAUUUAGAGCCCCGCAGGCGCUCAACGAGACAUGGAACGGGACGCGCCUUGCCCAGACAUACAGCAAUGCUUGCCCUGACUUCCAGCCGGACGCUGAUGCGGCAUACGGCAUGGGCGAGGAUUGCCUCAGUAUCAACGUGGUUCGGCCGACAGGAAUACCGGAGAACAGAACACUGCCUGUUGCCGUAUGGAUCCAUGGUGGCUCAUACCAGGUCGGAACGAGUGGUCUGCCCAACUACAACCUGACGUGGCUUGUACAGCGAUCCGUAGAGAUUGGGAAGCCAAUUAUUGCGACCAGUAUCAACUACAGGAAAGGUGGUUGGGGCAUGUUGUACUCCAGGGAGAUCCAAGGAAGCGGCGAAACGAAUCUAUCUUUGAGGGAUAUGCGAAAAGCACUGGCCUGGAUCUCUGAAAAUAUCUCAGGCUUUGGCGGUGAUAAGAAUAGUGUUACCAUCUGGGGAGAGUCGGCGGGAUCGUUUGCUGUGGGUCAACUCGUCAUUUCCUACGGUGGUCGAACAGAUGGGCUUUUCCAUCGCAGUAUUCAAGAGUCGGGAUCUGCUGCGACCGCGUGGUACAACGGCUCCGACUGGUAUCAGCCAAUCUACGACAAGAUUGUGCGGCAAACAAACUGCACCGACUGGCCUGAUACACUUUCUUGUCUCCGAACUGUCCCUUAUGAGACCAUCUUUCCUUUCCUCGAUUCAUCCAAAGUCGGCGGACCAGGAUUUUACCCAACGGUGGACGGCGACAUCAUACCGAACUAUCCCACUGAGCUGCUUCACUCCGGCCGCUUCGCGCACAUACCUCAUAUCUACGGCUCAAACAGCGACGAAGGGACCGACAAUGCACCAACAAAGAUCUUCAAUACUGAUCAGGACAUCUAUGACUACCUCCUCGGCAGCACAGGCUACGACUUUCCCCCCGAUGUUGUCCGCAAGAUAAUGGAAUUAUAUCCGGACGACCCAGCACAAGGCAUCCCACUGAAUACAGGAGAAGAGCGCUUCGCUGAGCAAGGAUACCAGUACAAGCGUGCGGCCGCUAUCAUCGGCGACGUGUUCUACCACGCUACUCGCCUGGAUGACGCCCGCCACUACGCGAAGUACUCACCCACCUAUGUCUACCGCUUCAAUACAAGGCCGUUCGUGAACGGUACGAAUGCUACCUUCACCGACUACAUCGGCGGACUAGCUCCCGCGUACAAGGGCGUCCAGCACUUUAGCGAAGUAGCGUUUAUCUUUGGCAAUCCGCAAUUCGUCGGGCCGUGGGAAGAGUACAAGGCGUUGAGCGAGCAGAUGAGCGCGCAAUGGAUCCACUUUGUCAACGGCGGCGAUCCGAAUGGCGAGGCGUUGCCGAAAUGGCCAAAAUACAGUGAGGGGUCGAAGGGGCUAAAUUUGGUGAUCCAAGCGCAGGGGAGAGGGUAUAAUGGAAGCUAUGUAGAGGAGGAUACAUAUAGGUUGGCGGGAAGGGAGUAUUUGACCAAAUGGGCGAGGAGGAGGCAUGUUUAA
Messenger RNA from Paraphaeosphaeria sporulosa, 1689 nucleotides. RefSeq names its product alpha/beta-hydrolase. The coding region runs from base 1 to 1689 and encodes 562 amino acids. The transcript has a single exon. The record is from RefSeq and is a predicted model, not a curated record. NCBI's taxonomy places the organism in Eukaryota, Fungi, Ascomycota, Dothideomycetes, Pleosporales, Didymosphaeriaceae.